Molecule: messenger RNA, 1131 nt
Organism: Oppiella nova
Lineage: Eukaryota; Metazoa; Arthropoda; Arachnida; Sarcoptiformes; Oppiidae
Source: the annotation of a GenBank genome assembly
AUGUUCACAGGUAUCAUUGAAAGUUUGGGUAAAGUCGAAAGUUUACAAAAUGUAGGCGGUGAUGUGCGCUUACGUAUUCAGACAGACUUGGAUAUGUCUGAUGUACAUUUGGGCGACUCUAUUGCAACCAAUGGGAUUUGUUUAACUGUGAUCGACUGGGGUGAAAACUGGUACGCUGCUGAUGUGUCCCGUGAAAGCUUAAAUCGUUCGACUUUAGCAAGUUGGAAAGCGGGGCAGGCGGUCAAUGUAGAAAAAGCAAUGUUGCCAACAACACGCUUCGGUGGACAUAUCGUCAGUGGACAUGUCGAUGCUGUGGGUGAAAUCACCGUAGUGCGUUCAGAUGCUCGCUCACUGUAUUUCGAAGUCACUGCACCUGUUGAAAUUGCUAAAUAUUUGGCUGAAAAAGGUUCUGUGACUGUAGAUGGAAUUAGCCUCACCAUCAAUCAUUUACGUGGAAAUAUCUUAAGUUUAAAUUUAAUUCCACAUACUGCUGAACGGACCAAUAUUGGAACGUGGAAAGUGGGCUCUCAAGUGAAUUUAGAAGUCGAUGUAUUGGCACGUUAUAUAGAAAGAUUGUUACUUGGUGAUAAAGCUGCUGAGCCAAAAGCAGAGUCUAAACUCAGUAUGGAAUUUCUGGCAGCCAAUGAACAAUUAUUGCCCACUUUUUUAGAAAAUUACGGGCUGUGGAUUUAUGCCAUUUUGUUUCUAAUCAUUUUUGCAGAAACUGGCUCAGUCUUUAUGUUUUUUCUCCCAGGUGAUAGUUUAUUGAUCGCUGUUGGUGCUUUAUGUUCUACCGCUGAAUCUGUGCAUUUGCACUAUAUGGGUGUGUUGCUGAUUAUUGCUUCAAUUUUGGGGUAUAUGGUGAACUAUUAUACGGGACGUGCGCUGGGUUUUAAGUUUUUCCACGCGCAUUCACGUUGGUUUAAGCCUGAAUAUAUUAAAAAGACCAACCAUUAUUUUGAAAAGCAUGGCGGGAAAACCAUUCUGGUUGCCCGUUUUGUGCCUUUUGUUCGUUCUUUUGCUCCUUUUGCAGCGGGUGCAGGGCAUAUGAAAAUGCCUGUAUUCAUGUUGUAUAACAUUUUAGGCGGAUGGAUUUGGAUUGCGCUGUUACUUGGUGCGGGUUAUGGCGCG